This is a messenger RNA of Xenopus laevis (African clawed frog), 3680 nucleotides long. It is a transcript of the gene phf21a.S, whose product is annotated as PHD finger protein 21A S homeolog. The coding region runs from base 898 to 3012 and encodes 704 amino acids. The record is from RefSeq and is a predicted model, not a curated record. NCBI's taxonomy places the organism in Eukaryota, Metazoa, Chordata, Amphibia, Anura, Pipidae. Gene Ontology annotation, biological process: negative regulation of transcription by RNA polymerase II. Gene Ontology annotation, molecular function: chromatin binding. The transcript is spliced from 18 exons. Gene Ontology annotation, cellular component: histone deacetylase complex.
CACACCCCGUUCCUUAGGCAAAGUGAAAUAAAUUCGCCGCACCGACACGUCAAGUAGUCCCUGCUUUCCCUUCGCUUUUUCUCCCCACCGGCCGCGACUAACUCAGCCUUUCUCCACUCAGUACAGGGGUUGUGGCCUAUGGGGAACCUUGUUGUCCGAGUAUGCGACGUCUGUGAAGCUUUUCACCACUAACCUGUAGGUCCCAUCACACCCCCUCUCACUCCGCUUGCCGGGCCGCUCGGGCCCUUUUCUAUUCUACGUCACAGGGCCUGUGUGCGCGCGUUCCCGACAGCCCUCUCACUUUGCUUAGCGGAUAGGACCCCGCGGGAGCGCGCCUGAUAGUGAGUGAAGGGGGGAGAGUGCAGCGGAAGGAUCUGACUCCCGGUGCGCUGCGGUCGGGGAGGGAGAGAGAGUUCUUUUGGCAUCACUUUCUCUUUAUUUAUUUAUUUGCCCCCCGUCCCCUUAUUACCCUGCCCGGGGCAGCUCAACCUCUGCACCGCACUCUCACAUCCCUCCGGCAGCUCUCUUACUCUUUGGCCUCUGCUUUUUCUCUCAUUCACCCCCUCCUUUUCCUGGAAGGGGCAGUGCUUGUGGUGCAGGGGGGCGACCCCCCAUAUUAUUUACCCCCAGCCUGUUGGGGCAGGGGGGAAGGGAAAGAAGAUGUGGCGGUGACAGCCUGGGCCCCCUCCCCUGAGAGGAGAACAAGAAGAAGAAGAAAAAGGAAAGAAAGAAGAAGAAGAGAAAGAGGAGAAGAAGAAGGAGGAGGAGUGGGGAGCAGCCCUAGGAGCGGGGGAGCACGGCAGCAGCAGCAGCAGAAUUUAAAAACGUUCCUUGAAUUCUUUGAAGACUGAAAGUGUGAAAGAGCUGCCGAAUUUAGGAAAGGAAGAGAGGAAACUGAUGAGGAUGGAGCUGCAGACUCUACAGGAAGCCCUAAAAGUGGAAAUACAGGUUCACCAGAAACUGGUUGCCCAGAUGAAGCAGGAUCCUCAGAAUGCAGACUUGAAGAAGCAGCUACAUGAACUCCAAGCCAAAAUCACAUCUUUGAGUGAAAAGCAAAAAAUGGUAGUAGAACAACUUCGGAAAAAUCUGAUCAUCAAACAGGAACUCCCCGACAACAAGCUUCUCAUUCAGCCUCUCCUUCAGCUAGAAAGCAAGCCACCAACACCACAAGUGCAGCAACAACCACAGCAAAUACAAUUGCAACAGCUUCAGUCGCAGCCAAUGUCGCAAGCAUCCACUUUAUCUCUUCCAGGCUUCAGUGGGUCACAGACUGUGGCCACCGCUUCUCUGAUCACGGCAAAGACUCUACCUCUUGUGUUGAAAGCUGCAGCGGCAGCCAUGCCCGCUUCUAUAAUUGGACAGAGACCAACCAUUGCCAUGGUGACUGCCAUUAACAGCCAGAAAGCAGUCCUUGGCACUGAUGCGCAGAAUGCAGCUGUCAACUUGCAGACAUCCAACAAAGUCAACAGUCAGGGUGCAGAGACCUUUCAAAUAGUGGCAAAAAAUGCUGUUACUUUGCAAGUUCAAUCUACAACUUCACAGCAUAUCAAAGUCCCUCAGUUCAUCCCACCCCCUCGGCUCACGCCUCGUCCAAAUUUUCUUCCACAGGUGCGGCCAAAGCCAGCAGCACAAAAUAACAUUCCCAUAGCCCCUGCACCGCCCCCCAUGUUGGCAGCUCCUCAACUCAUUCAGAGGCCAGUUAUGUUAACCACAAAAUUAACCCCCACAACACAGAACUCUAUCCAUCCCGUGCGCAUAGUUAAUGGACAGCCUGCGGCCAUCUCCAAAGCCUUUCCAACGGCACAGCUUACUAGCAUUGUGAUAGCAGCACCAGGAACACGGCUUGCUGCCCCCCAGACUGUGCAGCUUCCCAAACCAAAUGUGGAAAAGCAGCAUUUCCUGAUUCUUGAUGGUCAGCGGUUCGCGGGUCCGGGUUGCGGAUUAGGUACUUGCGAGUCGGUUUGCGGAUCCAAGCGGACAGUCAAAGCUCAGGUGGAAACAACAGAAAAGCCAACCGAAAUCAGAACGCCGGUGCCACCCGCCCCCAAGCCAAAACGAGAGGAAAAUCCACAGAAACUUGCCUUCAUGGUGUCACUAGGACUUGUAACGCAUGACCAUUUGGAAGAAAUUCAAAGUAAAAGACAAGAGCGGAAAAGAAGAACAACGGCAAAUCCGGUGUACAGCGGGGCAGUGUUCGAACCAGAGCGCAAGAAAAGUGCCGUGACAUACCUGAACAGCACAAUGCACCCUGGGACGCGGAAGAGAGGUCGUCCUCCUAAAUACAACACGGUGCUGGGUUUGGGCGCCUUGCCACCUACCUCCCCUCCAUCCAGUCAUCCCGACUCCCCUGAAAGCGAAAAGACACAGAUCACAUGUAAUUUAUCUGCAAGUGUCCUGCCUGUGUCCCUGCCCAGUCCUUUUUCCACAGACGCUGACAUCCAUGAGGAUUUUUGCAGCAUCUGCAAAAAGAGCGGACAGUUACUGAUGUGCGACACGUGUUCACGUGUAUACCACCUGGACUGUUUGGAGCCUCCUCUCAAAACCAUUCCCAAGGGCAUGUGGAUAUGUCCCAAAUGCCAUGACCAGAUGAUGAAGAAAGAGGACGCCAUCCCUUGGCCUGGAACCUUAGCUAUUGUCCACUCGUACAUCGCGUACAAAGCAGCUAAAGAGGAGGAGAAGCAGAAACUACUCAAGUGGAGUACAGACCUGAAACAGGAACGAGAACAGCUGGAGCAAAAAAUGAAACAGCUCAGCAGUUCCAUCGCAAAAUGCAUGGAAAUGAAGAGCAGUAUCCUAUCCCGGCAGAAAGAUAUGCACAGCUCACUGGAAAAAGUAAAAAAUCUUAUCCGGCUCAUUCAGGACAUCGACCUCACCGAACCCGUUAAUUCAGAGGUGACCUCUAACCACAGCCAGGACUGCACUGCUACUGCCAACAGCCCCCUCCCUGACCCCGCCUCCUUGUCCUCACCUAGUAGUGCCCAGAACUGCAACCAGGGGGAGGAGCCUAAGUAACACGCCACUCGCAAGCAAAAAGGCGCCAUGAGAAAAGGACUAGCCGCGUCUGAUUGGUUCCUGGGAGAGACUGGACCAUAAUCUCCCCGGGACAAAGACGUAAGCACUGGAGUUUUGCCAAUAAACCUUUUAUUCUGUGUGCUCCACAGGUGAGCUGGGAUGUUCUGCCAGCACCAUGCCAAGUGAGAAAUAGAAACGAAUCUCAAACUUUAAUCUCUAUCUUACACCAGUGUGUGCCUGCAGCAGCCUCCACAACAAUCACACUUUGGCUUCAUUUUUACUUUUCCUUUACCAAGUGCCCCCCUUCUGCAAACCUUGUGUGGAGGUAGCGAGGGGGGGGCGUACAUACCGAGUCCAAAGACUAGUAACAGUCCCAUCAGCAAAACUCCAAGACAUUCAACCAAAAAGAAAAGAUGAAUAUGCUGAAAAGAUAUUUCCGCACCCAGCAGUCUCGGGAAAGGGAGGUUGGACAAGGUCUCCCGACAGUAUUUCAGGUUCAAUGAUUUUCUUUUUUUUUCAGUGUCCUCCAACGCUGGAGUGAGUGUGGGAAAGGGAAAGCUGUGUAAGCAUGCGUGUGUGUUUGUGUUAGUGUGUGUGUGUAAGAGCGUGCGUGUGUUUGUGUAAGUGCAUGUGUGUAAGAGUGUGUUUGUGUAAGCGUGUGCAUGUUU